AUGGCAACCUUUGCGGAGCUCAGUACUAAGGCCAAGAUGCCCAUCUUGGGCCUGGGCACCUGGAAGGAAUUCCCGGGACUGGGCAAAGUCAGAGAGGCUGUGAAGGUGGCCACUGACGUAGGAUGUCACCACUUGGACUGUGUUUAUGCCUACGAGAACGAGCAUGAGGUGGGGGAAGCCAUCCAAGAGAAGAUCCGAGAGAAGGUUGUGAAGCAGGAGGUGGGAGGACUGCACUUCAAGUUGUGGCCCACCUUCUUGGAGAAGCAUCUAGUGAGGGAAGCCUGUCAGAAGACCCUCAAGGAUUUGAAACUGGACUAUUUGGAGCUCUAUCUUAUUCACUGGCCACAGGGAUUACAGGCUGAAGCCAUGGAGGAACUGGUGGACGAGGGGCUGGUGAAAAACAUUGGGAUCUCCAACUUCAACCACUUCCAGAUCGAAAGGCUCUUGAACAAACCUAGACUGACAUACAAACCAGUGCUUACCAGUGAUGAGGAUUGUUCGCUUUUACAGACUGAGUGUCACCCAUUCCUCAGGCAGGAGAAACUGAUCCAGUACUGCCAGUCCAAGGGCAUCACUGUCAUGGCUUACAGCCCUCUGGGCUCUCCAGAUAGACCUGGUGGGGAAAAUAUGGACUCUUCCCUACUGGAGGAUCCCAAGAUUAAGGAGAUUGCUGCAAAGCACAAAAAAUCCACAGCCCAGGUUCUGAUCCGGUUCCAUAUCAGGAGGAACGUGGUCGUAAUUCCCAAGUCUGUGAUGCCAGCACGCAUCGCUGAGAACUUUCAGCACCUUGCCAUCUCUCAGGCCAGGGAGCUGACCUCAGAGCUGAGAUGA
Molecule: messenger RNA, 831 nt
Organism: Balaenoptera ricei (Rice's whale)
Lineage: Eukaryota; Metazoa; Chordata; Mammalia; Artiodactyla; Balaenopteridae
Product: aldo-keto reductase family 1 member B10-like
Exons: 10
Coding region: 1-831 (276 amino acids)
Cellular component (GO): mitochondrion; cytosol
Molecular function (GO): aldose reductase (NADPH) activity
Source: RefSeq, a predicted model, not a curated record